AUGCAAUCUUUAGGGGUCUCUGGAAAUAGAAAGGUUAUGCAGUCUGGAACCUGUGAGCCUUUUCAAUCUCUAAGUCAUCAGAGAAAUGAUGAAGAGGCAGUUGUGGAUAGAGGUGGAACUCGUUCUAUUCUCAAAACACACUUUGAGAAAGAAGAUUUAGAAGGUCAUCGGACACUAUUUAUUGGAGUUCACGUGCCCCUGGGAGGAAGAAAAAGCCAUCGACGUCACAGGCAUCGUGGUCAUAAACACAGAAAGAGAGACAGAGAGAGAGAUUCGGGACUAGAGGAUGGCAGAGAGUCACCUUCCUUUGACACCCCGUCACAGCGGGUACAGUUUAUUCUGGGAACUGAGGAUGACGAUGAGGAACACAUCCCUCAUGACCUUUUUACGGAACUGGAUGAGAUUUGCUGGCGUGAAGGUGAGGAUGCUGAAUGGCGAGAAACAGCCAGGUGGUUGAAGUUUGAAGAAGAUGUGGAAGAUGGAGGGGAAAGGUGGAGCAAGCCUUAUGUGGCCACUCUUUCACUGCACAGCUUGUUUGAGUUGAGAAGUUGUAUUCUGAAUGGAACUGUGUUGCUGGACAUGCAUGCCAACACUUUAGAAGAAAUUGCAGAUAUGGUCCUUGAUCAACAAGUGAGCUCAGGUCAGCUCAAUGAUGAUGUACGCCACAGGGUCCAUGAGGCACUGAUGAAACAGCACCACCACCAGAAUCAGAAAAAACUCACCAAUAGGAUUCCCAUUGUUCGUUCCUUUGCUGAUAUUGGCAAGAAACAAUCAGAACCAAAUUCCAUGGAUAAGAAUGGUCAGGUUGUUUCUCCUCAGUCGGCUCCAGCCUGUGUUGAGAAUAAGAAUGAUGUGAGCAGGGAAAACAGCACUGUUGACUUUAGCAAGGGGCUGGGAGGCCAACAAAAGGGGCAUGCUAGUUCGUGUGGGAUGAAACAAAGGCAUGAAAAAGGACCUCCACACCAGCAAGAGAGAGAGGUUGAUCUGCAUUUUAUGAAGAAGAUUCCUCCAGGUGCUGAAGCUUCAAACAUCUUAGUUGGGGAAUUGGAGUUUUUGGAUCGAACUGUAGUUGCGUUUGUCAGGUUGUCUCCAGCUGUAUUGCUUCAAGGACUGGCUGAGGUCCCAAUCCCAACCAGAUUUUUGUUCAUUCUUCUGGGACCCAUGGGAAAGGGGCAACAGUACCAUGAGAUUGGCAGAUCAAUUGCAACCCUAAUGACAGAUGAGGUAUUUCAUGAUGUUGCUUACAAAGCUAAAGAUCGUAACGACUUGGUAUCAGGAAUUGAUGAAUUUCUGGAUCAGGUUACUGUUCUCCCUCCUGGAGAAUGGGAUCCAAGCAUUCGAAUAGAGCCUCCCAAAAAUGUUCCUUCCCAGGAGAAGAGGAAGAUUCCUGCUGUACCAAAUGGAACAGCGGCUCCUGGGGAAGCCGAGCCCCACGGAGGACAUAGUGGACCUGAACUCCAGCGAACUGGAAGGAUUUUUGGGGGACUUAUUUUAGAUAUCAAAAGAAAAGCUCCAUACUUCUGGAGUGACUUCAGAGAUGCUUUCAGCUUGCAGUGCUUAGCAUCUUUUCUGUUUCUCUACUGCGCGUGUAUGUCUCCUGUCAUCACAUUUGGAGGACUGCUAGGAGAAGCAACUGAAGGGCGAAUAAGUGCAAUCGAAUCUCUCUUUGGAGCGUCCAUGACUGGGAUAGCCUAUUCUCUCUUUGGUGGACAGCCUCUUACCAUAUUAGGCAGUACAGGACCAGUUUUGGUGUUUGAAAAGAUUUUGUUUAAAUUUUGCAAAGAAUAUGGGCUGUCAUACCUAUCUUUAAGAGCUAGUAUUGGACUUUGGACUGCAACCCUGUGUAUCAUACUUGUGGCCACUGAUGCAAGCUCCCUUGUCUGCUAUAUCACCCGGUUUACUGAAGAAGCUUUUGCUUCUCUCAUUUGCAUCAUUUUCAUUUAUGAGGCCCUGGAGAAGUUGUUUGAACUCAGUGAAGCAUAUCCAAUCAACAUGCAUAAUGAUUUGGAACUGCUGACACAAUAUUCGUGUAACUGUGUGGAACCACAUAAUCCUAGCAAUGAUACAUUGAAGGAAUGGAGGGAGUCCAAUAUUUCUGCCUCUGACAUAAUUUGGGAGAACCUAACUGUGUCGGAAUGCAAAUCAUUGCAUGGAGAGUAUGUUGGACGAGCCUGUGGCCACGAGCACCCAUAUGUUCCAGAUGUUCUAUUUUGGUCAGUGAUCCUGUUCUUUUCCACAGUUACUCUGUCAGCCACACUGAAGCAGUUCAAGACUAGCCGCUAUUUUCCAACCAAGGUUCGAUCCAUAGUGAGCGACUUUGCUGUCUUUCUUACGAUUCUGUGUAUGGUUUUAAUUGACUAUGCCAUUGGGAUCCCAUCUCCAAAACUACAAGUACCAAGUGUUUUCAAGCCCACAAGAGAUGAUCGUGGCUGGUUUGUUACACCUUUAGGUCCAAAUCCAUGGUGGACAGUAAUAGCUGCUAUUAUUCCAGCUUUACUUUGUACUAUUCUAAUUUUUAUGGACCAACAGAUUACGGCCGUCAUCAUCAACAGAAAAGAGCAUAAGCUAAAGAAAGGUUGUGGGUACCAUCUGGAUCUAUUAAUGGUGGCUGUCAUGCUUGGUGUGUGCUCCAUCAUGGGCCUGCCGUGGUUUGUGGCUGCCACUGUCCUCUCCAUCACUCAUGUCAACAGCCUAAAACUGGAAUCAGAAUGUUCAGCUCCAGGAGAACAACCCAAAUUUCUUGGCAUUCGGGAGCAAAGGGUUACUGGGCUUAUGAUUUUUAUUCUUAUGGGUUCAUCAGUCUUUAUGACCAGUAUUCUGAAGUUUAUUCCUAUGCCAGUGCUAUAUGGAGUGUUCCUUUAUAUGGGUGCUUCAUCACUAAAAGGAAUUCAGUUCUUCGAUAGAAUAAAGCUCUUCUGGAUGCCUGCAAAACAUCAACCAGAUUUUAUAUAUCUAAGGCAUGUACCACUUCGAAAAGUCCAUCUCUUCACAGUUAUUCAGAUGAGUUGCCUUGGCCUUUUGUGGAUAAUAAAAGUUUCAAGAGCUGCUAUUGUCUUUCCCAUGAUGGUGUUAGCUCUGGUAUUUGUAAGAAAGCUGAUGGACUUUCUGUUUACCAAACGGGAACUCAGCUGGUUGGAUGAUUUAAUGCCUGAGAGUAAGAAAAAGAAACUAGAAGAUGCUGAAAAAGAAGAAGAACAAAGUAUGCUAGCUAUGGAAGAUGAGGGCACAGUACAACUCCCAUUGGAAGGGCACUAUAGAGAUGAUCCAUCUGUGAUCAAUAUUUCUGAUGAAAUGUCAAAGACUGCCUUGUGGAGGAACCUUCUGAUUACUGCCGAUAACUCAAAAGAUAAGGAGUCAAGCUUUCCUUCUAAAAGCAUUGAAAGCCGAAAAGAGAAGAAAGCUGACUCAGGGAAAGGUGUUGACAGGGAGACUUGUCUAUGA
Eubalaena glacialis (North Atlantic right whale) is the source of this 3441-nucleotide messenger RNA. It is a transcript of the gene SLC4A10, whose product is annotated as solute carrier family 4 member 10. Gene Ontology annotation, molecular function: solute:inorganic anion antiporter activity; monoatomic anion transmembrane transporter activity; sodium:bicarbonate symporter activity. The record is from RefSeq and is a predicted model, not a curated record. NCBI's taxonomy places the organism in Eukaryota, Metazoa, Chordata, Mammalia, Artiodactyla, Balaenidae. Gene Ontology annotation, biological process: bicarbonate transport; transmembrane transport; monoatomic anion transport. Bases 1 to 3441 code for a protein of 1146 amino acids. Gene Ontology annotation, cellular component: plasma membrane; basolateral plasma membrane. The transcript has 26 exons.